This is a messenger RNA of Adineta steineri, 843 nucleotides long. The record is from the annotation of a GenBank genome assembly. NCBI's taxonomy places the organism in Eukaryota, Metazoa, Rotifera, Eurotatoria, Adinetida, Adinetidae.
AUGUUAAUAAAUAUUCGAAAUCUCAUUAUUCGUCAACCGACGAAUUUCUGUCGUUUGAAUUCUUUUAUUCGUUUCACUGGUUCAUUACAAAACAAACAUAAAGAACAUUCAAUAAAAUCUAAAGAUUUUUUUGUUGAUCCAAAUAUCGCUCAAACAUUUGAAAAAAUUAAAAAGGGCGAUUUUAUUCCAACAUCAACAAUUGAUACAAGUUCAUUAAAAAAUAUUCAAAAUUUAUCAUCAAUUGAACCAAAAUAUGAUAACCAUUUAACAAAACGUGAAAUUCUUCGGCAGGAUUUUCUUGGUAAACUUGUCUAUACGGGAAAAUUAGAUAAACCAUUUCGAGCAGCAAAAUCUCUUUCAUUAGCAUCAAGUUUAGGUGGUGCUAUUUGUUAUCCAAUUAUGUUACCGAAAAUUCUUGCAGAAACAUCAUCUAUAUUUAUGGCAAUUGGUUAUACAAUAAUAUCAGCAACAUUUGUUUUAUUAACACCAUCACUUAUACAAUUUAUAUCUAAACGAUAUUUAACAUCAUUAUAUUAUCAUGAACAAAGAGAUGAAUUUACUGGAUUUUAUAAGAAUUUUUUUAUGAUGGAAAGACAAAUUAAAUUUCGUCCUGAAGAUGUUCAAGUACCACCUAUAACUGGCAUGUUUACAUCAAUGCUUAUUAAAAAUCAACCAUUCUUUAUAAAUCAUGAUGAUUUUUAUGAUAAACCAAUUUUAAUGAAAAUGUUAGGUUAUGAUAAAGAAUUUGAUUUUAGUAAAUAUACAAAAGAUAUACAAAAAGAUGUUGAUGAUGAUGAUGAUGAUGAUAUUACUGUUAACAAUACAAAACAAAAAAUGAAAUAA